UGUAUAAGGGUUUGUGAGUAAAAUUGGCCUCCUUCGCGGACCUAGCCGAUUACGUUUCCAUUGUAUUACGUGAACGACAACACGUGAAAAGUGAUUCGCACGUUGAUUUGCGUGUUCACGGGCAUGACGACGAUGUCGUCCAAGAAGCGACGUUCUUCGCUCGUUUAAACAUUGUCGAUGUACACUCUCGUCGCUGACCUGGAGACCGGCGACAGGAGCCAUGCUGCAGGACAACCCCCGACACAAGAGGCAGAUGAAAAUGACAGCGACGAGUCGUCAUCAUCUUGUCAGCUAGGGAACGCCAACAACAAGCCCAGCACCAUGGCGGCUGAGGAGGGUGUGCUGAGUGGCGGACUUGGGGCGAAAUUAAAAUGUCCGACCCCUAUAUCGCGCUUGAGGGUGGAGAAGAUCGAAGGUGGUCUCAUGGUAGCUGGGGUUGUAAUAGCUGCGAACUGCCAGAUUGCUCUUCCGGCAUUCGGCUUUCUCUUUAUGCUCGUCGGCGCUGUGCUCACUGCUGCUUCGUAUCGUGGACCCGGCGAGGACGAGGAUAAGGACUCGUACGCGGCUAGAAUCGCGUUCACGGGAAACUCACGGAUUCUUGGACCAAUCUGCAUAGUCGUGGGCGCCCUUAUGCUCGCCCUUGGUGUGUUGCUUUGCAUGCUCACCAGAAGGGCGAGAAGAAGGGAGCGUAGGGUCGGUUUCCAUUGUCCUCUACACGGAGAUUUUUACCCCCUGAGUCCUGUUCAGGGUGUCAAGAUGCUCGGUAUGUCAGGGAAAGAUGUUAGCGGCUGGUCGAAAAUCCCCUGUUUGAAAGGACGUUCCACGAACAAAGGUGGAAAUGCAUCCGCGGGUGCACACAUUGGACCACCACAGUGCCCACAUUCUGUGUUAAGCAGUACUCGUAGCUCAGUUAGCAGUUCACCUUUGAGUCCAUGUCCAACACCUAUGCCAUUUUUGGUCACUUCGGGCUCGGUCAGUAGCGGGAUGGUGCAAAGUGUUGGUGCUAAUUUAUCCCCGGACCAAACAUUUGGAUCGAUUCGGUCGCUCUCAGUGACGAGAGAAGUUGCCAGUUUUCCUCUUUCAAGAACGCCUACGCCGCCUCCACAGCACAGAGCACCCACGUUCACGAAUCCAGAGGACUUAGUGAAUGUAGGGAGCCCGCUGAGGGAAGCUUCACCCCGACCAGAAGUGAGGGUGGUCGCGCCGUCACACCGAUCACCAGCCCUUGCGACGGCCACCAGUACGAGCAACGCGAGUAAUGGUUCUGCGAAUCGCAAGUCGGUCAGCAUACUGCUUCCCGAGCACUCGAGUGGAUGACCCCAACAGCAGCACGGGUUUGUGCAUCGUUGCGACAAGGAUCCGCCAUCGAUUUAGGAAUCCACGGGAAACGGGACAGCGAAGAAGAGGACGGCGGAAGCAACGAUGAUGGGGCUCGAUUGCGCAACGAAUAGGACGCGGGUUUCAUCGAAUAGUCGGGAUACUCGAGUUUCGAAUGUGUACGAACAUCAGCCGGCGGCGUUCCGGAAUUUUUAGAUAAAUUCAGCCAUGUCGUGCCGCGGGGAUAAUCGCGUUCACAGCGAAUAGGAGAAUUGGUUCUUGG
Molecule: messenger RNA, 1600 nt
Organism: Habropoda laboriosa
Lineage: Eukaryota; Metazoa; Arthropoda; Insecta; Hymenoptera; Apidae
Exons: 6
Coding region: 178-1317 (379 amino acids)
Source: RefSeq, a predicted model, not a curated record